Messenger RNA from Aplysia californica (California sea hare), 1401 nucleotides. Its product is annotated as coagulation factor X-like. Bases 1 to 1401 code for a protein of 466 amino acids. Gene Ontology annotation, biological process: proteolysis. Lineage: Eukaryota; Metazoa; Mollusca; Gastropoda; Aplysiida; Aplysiidae. Gene Ontology annotation, molecular function: serine-type endopeptidase activity. The transcript has 12 exons. The record is from RefSeq and is a predicted model, not a curated record.
AUGAAACGAAGCAAUCUGAGGGCUGUCGCCUGGACCUUCUGCCCUGGUCAUGCUGGUGUGAGAGGGAAUGGGAACAUUGUUCUCGCAUUUCCUGAGCCUCAUGUUACUGUUUCAGACGAAACCGCGAAUGAGGCAAUCUUAGAGGAGAGUCUGCGUCGUGGUGAGAAAAUCUCUACAGAGUUUAUAUCGGGGAAUAUGGAGCUAGAGCUGUUUCCCGUGUCAUCUAUUCCAGAGCCCUACGGUGGCACUCCAUUGGUCUUCAGAGGGUCAGGGGUCAAUGAGAGCGAGUUCGUUGUGGGUGGAGAAGACGCUGAUAUAGCUGACCACCCCUUUCAAGCAGCCUUAUUGCACACACUCUACCGUGACAAUGGUUAUGACUACGACAUAGCAAUGCUCACGCUCAGCAGCAGAAUGACCAUCACAAGAAAGGUACAGACCAUUAGGUUGGCCAACUUCUUCGAUGGUCUCGGUGGGACAGACUGCAUUUUGUCUGGCUAUGGGAGAACUAUUAAUGGAGAAUCGAGAUUCCAGUUGGAGCUGCUUGAUGGCCGUGUUCAAGUGUUGAGACGUCGUGGACAGCGCUUUCAAGAUGCCAGCGUUGUGAAAGCAGCCCGCCAUGGGGGAUAUUCUGUGAUAGUGUGGGAUGGCAGUCCACUGAUCUACAGAGGGCCAGGGGUCAAUUCAGACGAUGGGUUCAUUGUGGGCGGAGAAGAUGCUAAUAUCUCUGACUAUCCCUAUCAAGCAGCCUUGUUGAGACGAUCUGGCAACACCUACUUCCAGUUCUGUGGGGGUUCCUUAUUGACAACAAGGAAAGUGAUUACCGCAGCACAUUGUAUUGACCCAAGCGCGGAAGGAUCUGUGUACGUGAUGAUGGGUGCUACUGAUCUUACCAAUUCACAAGACCCUAUGAUCCAGCUUAUUGAAGUUGACGAAGUAGAUAUUCAUUCGGACUACGUUCAGUUUGGUCUGGACUACGACAUAGCUAUGCUCACACUGAGUAGCCGAAUGGUCAUUACAACCAAUGUGGCGACCAUUAGGUUGGCUAACUUCUUUGAUGGUCUUAAUGGGUCAGACUGUGUGCUGAGUGGUUAUGGGAGAACUGUGGAUGGAGGUCCAACAUCCCCGGUCCUCCAGUCGUCUCCCUUCACAGUCUACUCGUUGCUCAGAUGCAUCUUCUACUGGUUCAGAAGCACGGGUCGUUUCCUGGUCAACUAUAGAGAGCUUUGCGUCAUUAACCCCGACACAAGUGGUUGCCAAGGUGACAGCGGUGGUCCCUUGGUAUGUAACGGCCGUCUGACGGGUAUCGUGUCGUGGGGAACCACAUCAUGCAAAGUCGGUGCACCCUCUGUCUACACUCGUGUGCACGUCUACAUCUUCUGGAUACUCUUUCGACUAUUUUGA